CGCCCCCGGCCCGCGCCCCGGGGGAGGCCGGCAGCUGUCGGCGGGUGGGAGGCGUCUGCAGCUGGAAAACAGCAGCUCCGGUUGCUGAUCAGAUUUGGGGGUGGGGUGGGAGGUGUGUGUGGGAAAAGCCAAGCGAUGGAUCUUCCCUUCUUUUGACAACACUCUCCCCUUCAGGACUAAGUCUGCACUGGAGGAAAUUAACUGCGAGGGAGAAGCGCUAAUCACACCUCCGAGUGGGAGCUAACUCCCGGGAGCAGCGUGUGCUGCCAGCCCCAGGACAUUCCCUGCCUCCAACCUGAAGUGAUUCCUCCUGGAACGGUUCAGUCGCGCCCGCAGUUCACCUUUGCCUGCAGUUAACCAGCGUGCAAUUUGGGUUUAAUGGAGCUGGGUUUAUUGUUCCUCUUUGGACUUACGAUUACGUCGACUGCAGGGUCCGCGCUGCCCCGGCCCCGCUCCGCGCUGCCGGCGGCCGGCCCGGGACACCGCGAGCGCGACGAGAGCGGAGCGGCGGCGGCCGCGGGCGGCAGGGCCAGGGCGGACGGCGGAGCGCUGCGGCACCGGGCCCGGCGCUGCACUUGCUACACCUACAAGGACAAGGAGUGCGUGUACUACUGCCACCUCGACAUCAUCUGGAUCAACACCCCCGAGAGGACUGUGCCAUAUGGACUGUCUAACUACAGAGGCAGCUUUAGAGGCAAAAGGUCUACAGGCCAGGCUCAAAGCACUUCCCAGUCCUCAUUCCGAUGUUCGUGUUGGGAUGCUCGUGACCAGCAGUGUUUGCAGUUUUGCAGAAGAAUGCAGGACAGAAGAAGCUUUAACAUUUAUUUGCUGGAGCUCAGAAACAAGAACUUAAGCUACAACUUUCCCUUGAGAUGGACAAACUUGAUGCUUCAGUGUGAUGCCAGUGGAGAAUUCAGCAGUAGGCAACACUUCCACUUCAGCAGUGCCACUCUGAGGGCAUGGGAACCUGUAUGA
This is a messenger RNA of Cinclus cinclus, 975 nucleotides long. RefSeq names its product endothelin 3 (gene EDN3). The record is from RefSeq and is a predicted model, not a curated record. Gene Ontology annotation, molecular function: endothelin B receptor binding; hormone activity. Gene Ontology annotation, biological process: intracellular calcium ion homeostasis; regulation of systemic arterial blood pressure by endothelin; regulation of vasoconstriction. Gene Ontology annotation, cellular component: extracellular region. The transcript is spliced from 4 exons. Lineage: Eukaryota; Metazoa; Chordata; Aves; Passeriformes; Cinclidae. The coding region runs from base 379 to 975 and encodes 198 amino acids.